AUGGAGGCUGAAAACGCCCGGACAUUUCAUUUCAUCCGCACAGGUCUGAUGGUGGAGAAGCCAGGAACCUUCAACCUGGCUGCCCCAGGGGAGGAUGAGAAAUUCCGCAGCCCCCAGCUGAGAUUGGCAACCAAGGCUUUAUCCCCUGGUAGGCUUUGCAGGAAACUUGCCAGAUGGGAGAGCUCUGUGCUCAAGUCAGAGCACCAGUUCAGCUCCUGGGACCUAGAACAAGGGAGGGCCCGCCACCCCGGGGAGGUGGGGAGGAAUGGGGGGGCCUUCCCGGAGGUGAGCGGCCGUUCCCCCCGGGAGCCGGGGAGCCCUCCAGGUGCUGAGGUGCCUUACUGCGACCUGCCUCGCCGCCUGCCUGUCUCUGAGGGUCCUCUCGGUUUCUCGACCUCCGGCUGCCAGUCCGUGGUGGGCCUGGGCCUUGGGCCAGGGCCAGAGAGGGGCCCGUCAGCAGGGUCCUCUGCAGAGGGCCCCACAGUCGCCCCCAGGAGCCAGGGCCAAGAGGCAGUGCCCUACCUGGAGGGUCUGGCCUCCUCUCUGAGCGGCAGCUUCGACGAAGGUCCCGACUCCGGCACCAGCUCCAGCCCUGAGUGCAACACCCCUGAUGAUCCCAGCGACUCGUCCUCCGUGGACUGGGACACUGUUGAAAGGCAGGAAGAGGCUCCCAGCUGGGACGAGCUCACCGUGAUGAUCCCAAGGAAGCCCCAGGAGGGGCCCAGAGCUGACAGUGCCCGAAGGGUUCCAUGUCCCGUCACCCGGGCCCCUGCGGGAGGAGAUACCGCAGGCCAGAGAAAGGAAGACACCUGCAGCAGGAGCCGAAGUGCUGGUCAGCACUGGGCCAAGCUCCGGGGAGAAAGUGGAUACUUCUUGGAGCAGCACCGCUCAGCGCUGACCCAGGCUUCCUGUGCAACGCCACAGAGCGGACCUCGAAGUGCCACCCCCCAGACUUCCUCUCUCCAUCGUUCUACCCAAAGGGACGUUAUCCAGACUGCUUCCACGCAGCUCGCUAACCCCCGAGCCUCCUCUCCCCCACAAAUCACCCAACGGGACAACCCCAGGACCUCUUUCACACAGCAAAACACCCCCAGUGCAUCCUCUCCUUCAAGACUUGCCCAACGGGAUAACCCCAGAGCCUCCUCUCCCAACAGAACCACUCAACGGGACAACCCCAGGACAUCCUGGCUGCGGGUACGGCCCCCGUUGCCGCACUGGGGGCCUGGCUCCCUCUGCGCCAGCCUCCUGGGCGGGGGCAGGUCGGCCAGCAUGCUGUACUCCUCCCUCUCCAAGUUGUGCCUGGUCUCCCCAGGGGGCGCCGAGCCCCGGGAGCCCCCCGAGCUGCCCGGCGGAGGUGAGGAUGCCAGGAGCACUAGGAAGUCCGAGGCGCCGGGGGCCUUCCAGGCCCGGGACGAGGGGCGGUCGCAGCGGCCCAGCCAAGGUCAGAGCCAGCUUCUCCGAAGACAGUCCAGCCCUGCCCUCAGCAGGGAGGUAACCAAGCCCCUUGCGAAGCAGGCAGAACCGGCCCGGCGGAGCCAAGCGGAGUCCCCUCAUCCCAGGAGCCCCGAGAGGCGGCCUGAAGGGGACUGGAGGCUCCAGGGGUCCUCGCUGCCCCUGAGGACAUCAGCCCGGACCCCUGAGAGGGAGCGGCGGCCAGAAAGAUCUCUGGAAAGUGGCCGGGCAGGCCCAAGACAGCCUCCGGGGGGCCGGCAGAGUCAGGAGGAGUCUCCAGGUGCCCAGGGCCCUCACAGAUACCUGGAGAGAGGCUGGGGCAGCCUGCCAGAGCUGUGUCCUCACCAGCCCACGAGCCCCCCGGAGAGCUCCAGGGUAGGCCCCGAGAUCCCCACCACCACGGGCCGGGGUGCUGAGGGAACAUGCCCACAUCGGCAUAGCCCUGAGAGGCGACCCGAGCUUGACUGGAGGGACCUCGUGGGCCUCCUCGGGGCACUCCGAGAGGGGGCCUGGGCCUGCAUGGAGGCGUCGACGCUCGCCUCCCGUCUUCCCAGGCUAGACUGGGAAGGCCUCCUGGAGCUCCUGCAGGCCCGGCUGCCCCGCCAGGACCCAGCUGGACACGGGGGUACGCUGGCCACUGCUUCGGGGCCAGAGGUGGGUUCCCCAGCCACGAACGGUACCCUGGAGCGAGAGCGACAGGGCCAGCCUGACGGCUGGGUGGAGGCCACCCUAGUCAACGGACAGAAAGCUGGACCGUGGCCCCAGAGCUCUGCCCAGCCACCCAGCCCUGACUACGUCUCCACCCAGUGGCCAAAGACCAAAGUGACACGUGGACCGGAGACCUCGACUAUGGCUAGUCUGGAGGAGAUGGGCCAGCCAGGGAGCAGGAGCCCUGCAGAGGGUCCCAGCUUGCCACAGUGGGAGUUCCAAUCAGAGGAGCCUGAGGAAUCAGAACCAAGCAAAGGCCGAGACUCACUGACCGACCAGAAGCAGGCAGAUUCGGCAGACAAGAGGCCAGCGGAGGGCAAGGCUGGGAGCCCACUCAAGGGCCGACUGGUGACCUCAUGGCGGAUGCCCGGGGACGUUCCCACGCUGUUCAAUCCGUUCCUGCUGUCUCUGGGGGUCCUCAGGUGGCAAAGGUGCCGCUCUCUGCUCCGGCGGGCGCUGGGCUGGCAGGACGCACAGCGAAGGACUGUCCCAGGGGGCCAAGAUGACAGCAGCCUCUGCUUCCCACCCCCUCAGCCCAAGACCAAGGAUGCUGUCUACACCUUGUCGGCCAUGACCUCGGGUAUCCGGCGAAACUGGAUCGAGGCUCUGAGGAAGACCGUGCGGCCAACCUCUGCCCCGGAUGUCACCAAGCUCUCGGACUGCAAUAAGGAGAACACGCCGCACAGCACCCAGAAGGGCUCCCUGAAGGCGGGGGAGCAGCGGGUGGGCUCUGAGGUCAUCGGUCGGGGCGGCCCGCGGAAGGCGGACGGGCAGCGGCAGUCCCUGGACUACGUGGAGCUCGCCCCGCUGACUCAGGGCUCCCCGCAGCGGGCCCGCACCCCGGCCCGCGCUCUCGACCGCCCGGCCAAGCAGGAGGAGCUGGAGCGGGACCUGGCGCAGCGCUCCGAGGAGCGUCGCAAGUGGUUUGAGGCCACGGACGGCAGGCCCGUGGAGACGCCGACCGGCGAGGCGCCGCGCCGGGGCCUGGGGGCCCCCCUGACCGAGGACCAGCAGAGCCGCCUCAGUGAGGAGAUUGAGAAGAAGUGGCAGGAGCUGGAGAAGCUGCCCCUGCGGGAAAACAAGCGGGUGCCUCUCACCGCCCUGCUCAACCAAAGCCGCGGGGAGCGCCGCGGGCCCCCGCGUGACAGCCACGAGGCGCUGGAGAAGGAGGUCCAGUCUCUCCGCGCCCAGCUGGAGGCAUGGCGCCUUCAAGGAGAGGCCCCUCAGAGUGCACCCAGGCCCCAGGAGGACAGCCAUAUCCCCCCGGGCUACAUCUCGCAGGAGGCGUGCGAGCGCAGCCUGGCCGAGAUGGAGUCCUCGCACCAGCAGGUGAUGGAGGAGCUGCAGCGGCACCACGAGCGGGAGCUGCAGCGGCUGCAGCAGGAGAAGGAGUGGCUCCUGGCCGAGGAGACGGCGGCCACGGCCUCGGCCAUCGAAGCCAUGAAGAAGGCCUACCAGGAGGAGCUGAGCCGGGAACUGAGCAAGACACGGAGUCUCCAACAGGGUCCAGAUGGCCUUCGCAAGCAGCACCAGUCGGACGUGGCGGCGCUGAAGCGGGAGCUGCAGGUGCUGUCGGAGCAGUACUCGCAGAAGUGCCUGGAGAUCGGGGCCCUGACGCGGCAGGCCGAGGAGCGUGAGCACACGCUACGGCGCUGCCAGCAAGAGGGCCAAGAGCUGCUGCGCCACAACCAGGAGCUGCACGCCCGCCUGUCAGAGGAGAUCGACCGGCUGCGCGGCUUCAUUGCCUCGCAGGGCACCAGCGACGGCUGUGGACGCAGCAGCGAGCGAAGCUCCUGUGAGCUGGAGGUGCUGCUGCGGGUGAAGGAGAACGAGCUCCAGUACCUGAAGAAGGAGGUGCAGUGCCUCCGGGAUGAGCUACAGAUGCUGCAGAAGGACAAGGAGCGCUUCACUUCGGGAAAGUACCAGGAUGUGUACGUAGAGCUGAACCACAUCAAGACACGGUCAGAGCGGGAGAUCGAGCAGCUGAAGGAGCACCUGCGCCUUGCCAUGGCUGCGCUGCGGGAGAAGGAGUCGAUGCGCAACAGCCUGGCCGAGUAA
Puma concolor (puma) is the source of this 4218-nucleotide messenger RNA. NCBI's taxonomy places the organism in Eukaryota, Metazoa, Chordata, Mammalia, Carnivora, Felidae. The record is from RefSeq and is a predicted model, not a curated record.